AUAACAACAAUAAUAAUAUUUAUUUAUUCUACUUAGAAAGGUGAUAUUUUUAUAAAAGACUAUUGUCCGUCUGAAGUGUUCAUUUUUAUCAAUCAAAUAUUUUACCUCGAGAAACGACUCCGUAGUUUACUGAUAUUACAUUAGAAAAGUCUUGGCUUUAUUUGAGUCGUAAUGAAAUGGUAUAUUUCUUGGUUACUUCAGAGUUAAUCGAUUGAUUUCUCAUCAUUAUAGAUGACAGAUGAUUAAAGAGAAGUUCAUUUUUCAAUGCUUUGUGAUCAGUACUUUUUUUUAUCAUUAGUAAUUUUCAUUAAGUGUCAACCAUUACUUAAUUAUAAUAAUUAUGGCAACGCAAAAUGCAUUCAGUGUUGUCGAGUUUUAUUUUAAUGAGGAUUCAAGUGAACACAAAUGCGGUUACUGCAAAAAACGCAAUGCUUAUAAGCGUCAUGGAUUGUGGGCACACCGAUUGACUGUACGGGAUUACCAAAAUUUAAUUGAUAGAGGCUGGCGAAGAAGUGGGUGUUAUUGUUAUAAACCAACAAAUGAUCAGACAUGCUGUCCACUGUAUACAAUAAAAUGUGAAGCCUUGGAUUUUAUGCUCUCAAAAUCGCAGAAAAAAAUUAUAAAACGAGUUGCUAAAUUUAUCAAAGAAGGAAAAAAGGAAGAAGCUUAUGACAAGAAAACACAUAAACGAACGAAAAUUCAUCACGAUUCUCUGAAUGACAUUGUGGAACCAGAUUAUUCCGAGCAUAUGGCUAGAGCUCAUGCAAAUUUAUCGGAAAACGAAAUUAUGAUGCGAGAAACAGAAUGUGAUAAAAAAUUAUCCUCAAGUCCUCAGGACAAAAUACAAUCAGAGUCUGAGGAUAUUAUAGAAAAUACUCCAGCUCAACCAAUGAUACAAGAUAUCGAAUCUCUUAGCAAUGAAUCAAAAAAAUCUUUAACUCAAAAUAAGCCAUCAAAUACCUCAACCAUGUCUGUCUCAGAUAGUGAUUUACCUAAAAAAGCUAAGCUUAUGAGGAUUGAACGUGCACGAAAUAGACUAUUAGCCAAAGGAAAGACGAUAGAAGAAAUUGAGCUCAUUUACAAGAAAAAAAAAGAGAAAAAUAAACCAAAAAGCCUUGAUGAAUUACUUAAUAGUUUGACUGACGGAGUGAAUAAAUUAGAGCUGAAAUUAGUACCAGUAUCAUCAGAAGAAUUUAUGGCAACAGUAGAUGAGAGUGCGGAAUUAUUCAAAAAAUACCAAAUUGCUGUGCAUAAUGAUGAUCCAUUUGAUUGUGAUAAAAAAUCUUUUUUAAAUUUUUUGGGUAAAAGUCCUCUUCAUCACUGGAAGCCAGAAUCCGGACCACCACUAGGAUAUGGGUCUUUUCAUCAACAAUACAGGCUAAAUAACAAAUUGAUGGCUGUUGGAGUUAUAGAUAUACUGCCAUAUUGUGUAUCAAGUGUUUAUUUUUUUUAUGAUCCAGUAUAUUCUUUUCUUUCACUCGGUACAUACAGUUCUCUAAUGGAAGUACGUUUAGUCAGAGAAUUAAAUAAAACAGUACCAGACUUAAAAUACUAUUAUAUGGGUUAUUAUAUCCAUUCAAUUCCAAAAAUGAGGUACAAAGCAAAAAUGAGGCCUUCAAAGUUACUCUGCCCUGAAACUUAUAAAUGGUUUGACAUAGAACGUUGCUUGCCCAAAUUAAAUGAAAAUGAAUACUCAAGACUUAAUGAAGAUAUAGAUGCUAUUGACGAAGAUGGAGUUAUUGGUUUUGAAACAUUGUUGAAGGUUCCAGUGUAUUACCGUGGUAGAAUGUUAUAUCAGAAUGUACGAGAGAUUCGUCGUAAGUUCGAUGAUAAAAAGGAUGACAUUAAUGAAGUAAAAGAGUAUGCAGAAGUUGUAGGUAAAAAAUGUGCCCUUAAUAUGUAUUUAGUACGAACCUGAAAAGUACUCAAUUAUAAUACUAAUGGUCACUAGUUAAAUAAAUAUAAAAUGUUAAACAAGUAA
Molecule: messenger RNA, 1981 nt
Organism: Chelonus insularis
Lineage: Eukaryota; Metazoa; Arthropoda; Insecta; Hymenoptera; Braconidae
Gene: Ate1
Product: arginyltransferase 1
Exons: 8
Coding region: 341-1918 (525 amino acids)
Biological process (GO): protein arginylation
Cellular component (GO): cytoplasm
Molecular function (GO): arginyl-tRNA--protein transferase activity
Source: RefSeq, a predicted model, not a curated record